Osmerus eperlanus (European smelt) is the source of this 2390-nucleotide messenger RNA. Its product is annotated as sodium/myo-inositol cotransporter-like. The record is from RefSeq and is a predicted model, not a curated record. Gene Ontology annotation, cellular component: plasma membrane. NCBI's taxonomy places the organism in Eukaryota, Metazoa, Chordata, Actinopteri, Osmeriformes, Osmeridae. The transcript has 2 exons. Gene Ontology annotation, biological process: transmembrane transport; inositol metabolic process; myo-inositol transport. Gene Ontology annotation, molecular function: D-glucose:sodium symporter activity. The coding region runs from base 255 to 2249 and encodes 664 amino acids.
UCUGCAGACUUGCCCACUCAGCUGAGCUGUCAUCUUCAUCUGAUUGUUUCCUCCACGGUGUGCGUGUGUUGGCACUAACCUGGACUUCCCAACACCUAGUGCUUUUCAACAGACCAAACUAAGACUACAAUCUUUCAACUUCUAACUAAAAACCUUUGGGGGAUAACUGCUGAAGAAGACACUAAAUCGGCAGUGUCGGAGGUUGUCAAGAAAAUUAGGAUUUGGUAAGGGACUGAAAUCCGAUCUGUCUCAAGAUGGCUGCCAGCAUGGACACGGUAGACAUACUAGUUGUAGUUCUGUACUUCCUCCUGGUUCUCACCGUGGGGUUCCUGGCCAUGUGGAGAGCCAAUAGGAGCACAGUAAGCGGUUACUUCCUGGCUGGCCGUUCAAUGAACUGGGUGAUGAUCGGUGCAUCUCUGUUCGUCAGCAACAUCGGCAGUGAGCAUUUCAUCGGCCUGGCCGGUUCUGCAGCGGCCAGUGGUCUCGGUGUGUCCGCCUGGGAGCUGAACGCCCUGCUGUUGCUCCAGGUCCUGGGCUGGGUGUUCAUCCCCGUCUACAUCCACUCUGGUGUGUACACCAUGCCCGAGUACCUGGCCAAGCGCUUCGGAGGGAGACGUCUGAAGGUGUACUUCGCCGCCCUCACCCUGCUGCUCUACAUCUUCACCAAGCUCUCUGUAGACCUCUACUCCGGCGCGCUCUUCAUCCAGGAGUCUCUGGGGUGGGAUCUCUACCUGUCCAUCAUCCUCCUCAUCUCCACCACGGCCCUGAUGACCGUCACGGGCGGGCUGGCGGCCGUCAUCUACACAGACACGCUGCAGGCCAUCCUGAUGAUCUCAGGAGCCCUGUGGCUGGCUGUGCUCAGCCUGGACAAGGUGGGAGGGCUGGAGGGCGUGUGGACCAAGUACAUGCAAGCAACGCCAAACGUCACCGCCAUACUGCUGGCGUCGCCUAGCAACCUAACGUACUCUUCCUCCUGCCACAUCACCCCCAAACCCCAGUCUCUGAAGGUGCUGCGCGGGCCUCUGGACCCAGACAUGCCCUGGCCAGGCUUCAUCCUGGGGCAGACCCCAGCCUCCAUCUGGUACUGGUGUGCAGACCAGGUCAUCGUGCAGAGGGUUCUGGCCGCAAAGAACAUCGUCCACGCCAAAGGCUCCACCAUCAUGGCUGGCUUCCUCAAGAUCCUGCCCAUGUUCAUCAUGGUCAUCCCAGGGAUGAUCUCCCGGAUCCUGUUUGUGGAUCAGCUGGCGUGCAUCAGCCCUGAACACUGCCUGGAGGUGUGUGGGUCGAGGGCGGGCUGCACCAAUGUGGCCUACCCACGCCUGGUGAUGUCUGUGAUGCCCGUGGGCCUUCGUGGCCUCAUGAUGGCGGUGAUGAUCGCAGCUCUGAUGAGCGACCUGGACUCCAUCUUCAACUCUGCCAGCACCAUCUUCACCCUGGACAUCUACAAGAUGGCGCGGGAGCGGGCGUCGUCGCGGGAGCUAAUGAUGGUCGGCCGGGUGUGCGUGGUCGUCAUGGUGGUCAUCAGCAUCGCCUGGGUACCCGUCGUCGUGGAGAUGCAGCGGGGGCAGAUGUUCUACUACAUCCAGGAAGUGUCCGACUACCUGACCCCGCCCAUCGCCGCCAUCUUCCUCCUGGGAAUCCUCUGGCGCCGCUGCAACGAGAGAGGUGCAUUCUGGGGCGGCAUGGUGGGGUUUGUUCUGGGAGUGACGAGGCUGGCGCUGGCGUUCGUGUACCGAGAGCCUCUCUGUGACCAGCCGGACCAGCGGCCAGCGUUCAUGAAGAUCCACUUCAUGUACGUGGCUCUGGUUCUGUUCUGGGUGUCAGGGCUGGUGACGGUGGUGGUCAGUCUGAGCUCCCCUCCCCCCAGCGUGGAGCAGGUACGCACCUCCACCCUCUGGGGGCUGCGCCACAGACACGCCUCCUCCAGCACUGACAGCCCUGAGGAGGGGUGGAGCAGCCCUCGCAGCCGGGGGGACAAGAGCCCCGUCAGCGAGUCAUCCACAGGACACCACAACGGCACGCUCGCCAUCACCACACUCUUGGGUCAGAGCGGUAACGGUCACACCGGAAUGAUAAGGUGGGAGGGCCAGGAGAGGGAUGGAGGGGAGCAGCGCAGACAGCCCCCCCAGGAGAAGAGGCAGGUGGAGGACAUGCUCCUGGAGACCCCCAGAAGCAGGCUGCUCCUCAACCUGGCCAUGCUGCUCAUCAUCUCUGUGGGCUUCUUCUUGUUCAUCUACUUCUCUGUGUAGACAAGAUGUUCAUUUCAUUUGAACUCUUUAUCUCGUCAGAAUCAGAAGGUUAUUGGCAAGUAGGUUUACACUUACAAGGAAUUUUCCUGGGUAUAUUUGACAACUGUUUGGCAUAAAAAGUUUUAGAUACAGGGGAUAUGC